Oncorhynchus keta (chum salmon) is the source of this 4573-nucleotide messenger RNA. It is a transcript of the gene mgat1a, whose product is annotated as alpha-1,3-mannosyl-glycoprotein 2-beta-N-acetylglucosaminyltransferase a. Gene Ontology annotation, biological process: protein N-linked glycosylation. The coding region runs from base 2641 to 3951 and encodes 436 amino acids. Gene Ontology annotation, cellular component: Golgi apparatus. Gene Ontology annotation, molecular function: alpha-1,3-mannosylglycoprotein 2-beta-N-acetylglucosaminyltransferase activity. The transcript is spliced from 3 exons. The record is from RefSeq and is a predicted model, not a curated record. Lineage: Eukaryota; Metazoa; Chordata; Actinopteri; Salmoniformes; Salmonidae.
GACAACGAGAAUCAGCUGACUCCAAUUAGGAAUCGCCUCAGGCAGCCAAGCCUAACUAGACACACCCCUAAUAAUACACACUCCCAAUUAAUACAAACCCCAAUACGAAAUACAACAUAUAAACCCAUGUCACACCCUGGCCUACCCAAACAUAUAACAAAAACACAAGAUACAAUGACCAAGGCGUGACAAUUAGUUACGUGAUUAUUCAGUUGACCGCACAGUAACUAAUUACAGAGAAUCUUUGAUAAAAACGUAUAAGUCUUCAGUUAAUGAUAGUAAAGACACUACAACAGUAAGCACCUGACUUUGAGACAUGCUGCACGAUGACAUGUUUUAUUAUCAGUUGAUAAGUCACUCAGUUGUUUUGACAAUCGCUUUGUUGUAUGAAAGCCAAAUAUCACUGUUAGCUCUGAGGAUUGUUAGAAAUAAACAACAAAUUUGACAGAUUUUAAAAAUAUUGUUCAGGGAAUAAUCAUGCUAUAAACUCCAUCAAAUCAAUCUAACGCCCUUUUGAUUUCACUGGACACUCUAAAUUGUUUGUAGACUUUUAUUGAUCUGCAGGUUGCAUUGCAUGUACACUGAGUGUACAAAAUACUAAGAACGCCUUCUUAAUAUUGAGUUGCAAGGACUACAAGGUGUCGAAUGCAUUCCACAGUGAUGCUGGUCCAUGUUGACUCCAAUGCUUCCCACAGUUGUGUCAAGUUGGCUGGUUGUCCUUUGGGUGGUGGACCAUUCUUGAUACACACAGAAAACUGCUGAGCAUGACAAACCCAGCAGCAUUGGAGUUCUUGACACAUUCAAACUGGUGUGCCUGGCACCUCCAUACCCUGUUCAAAGGCACUUAAAUAUUUUGUCUUGCCCAUUCACCCUCUGAAUGGCACACAUACACAAUCCAUGUCUCAAUUGUCUCAAAACUUAAAAAUCCUUCUUUAACCUGUCUCCUCCCCUUCACCGACACUGAUCGAAGUGGAUUUAAAAGGUGACAUCAAUAAGGGAUCAAAGCUUUCACCUGGAUUCACCUGGUCAGUCUAUGUCAGGGAUGGACAACUUUGAGGGGGUAGGGACCACAAAAUAUUUGACCAUUCUUAUUACAAGUUUAAGAUAGCUGGCCGCUAGACUAACUUACUAAUCGAAAUAAAAUGGCUGACAUGGGCUAAUUGAGUGACCGCUGAUGCACAACCACAUUUCGAAAUUGCACCGUGUGUAUUCUAACUCAACAGUAAGUUGAGACCCCGACUGAGUUCAGCGGGCCUACAAAAGGGGCUCCACGGGCCGCAUGCGCCAGUUGCCCAUCCCUGGUCCAUGUCAUGGAAAGAGCAGGUGCUUCUAAUGUUUUGUACACUCAGUGUAUAAUUUCACCCCUUGUGAAACACAAAAUGUUCCAUGUAUUGUCAUGAACACAAAGGAGUUAGGAAUCUAGUAGCACACGAGUAAAGGUGCACACACACAUGGGUGUGUGAUUGGCUAUAUAAGCCUAUCCUGUUGCAUAAUGAUGCCAGAUUACCUUACUAGAAUGAGAUAUAGGCCCAGGGCCAACUUUCUUCUGUUGAUUCUCGACAGGUGUCAACUGUGAUUGCAUAGUAACAUGAUAUUUAUCUUUAUUGGGCUGAAGCCAAAUUUGGCCUUUUUGAUGAAUAACCAAGAACAAUUACAUAUUUUGUGGUCUGGAAGAUAAUAGCCUACGCAAAAUGUGAUUAUCCUGAAAUGUUUGCCCAUUGAUUGCUUCUGGUUUCCAUUAGUUACUGGAAAUGCAAUGGUAAGUAGGCCUAUGAUCAAUAAAGGCCUACAGCCCUUGUGCUGAAUGCAGUAUUUUUGCAUUUGUAAACAUGAAAAACUCUUAUUUAUUAUUAUUUUUACCAUGUAAGACAUUCAUGAAAUAUGAACAUAUCUGGAAUAUUAAUAUUUAUUGGAAAAUAGAAGAACAUUAAGAACAUGACAAAAAAACACUCCAAAAGACAUGCAUCUAAGAUAGGUAUGUUUAAGACUAGUGCACAGGGUGAUACAGUUUAAUGACUAUGAAUCGUACUGGAUUUGCUCAGUCCUAUUUGGUGCAGUUGGGUAAAUUCUCAAGGUGACGGUUAAGGCAGGACUUCCGGUAAAAAAAAAUAGCUAUCCGGAAGUCUGCACUCUUGUGUCUUGAGAAAACAAAUGGCAGGAAUGAAACUGUCGAAAUGAAGUUCGUUUGAUAAUAAAAACAAUCCAAAUUAAAGUGUGACGGCGAUACAUUAUUUCAUCUUCACUUGCUUAUUGAUCCUGCAUAUUGUCAUCGAAGAGGUUAGUGAAACGAAGGAAGAAAUGGCUACAGAGACCGAAUUCUACGUUAUGAAACUGGAGAUUGACAGGGAAGGUAUGAACUGAAGACCAGCACUUUCAUCCCCUGACCAGCUCACCUACCUCCUGUCAAAUAUGAAUCCAGCUCUCCCUCAAUUUUUCCCUCAUACCUUAUACAUAUUUAUUGUCUUUUUUUGACUCAAGCUAUACCUAAUUAUGUUAACCUGUUUUCAUUACUUUAAUACAAUAUUUAAACUAACCAAUUAACCUCUCCACAUGUCCUUAUUGUGUUCUGCAUUCCUUUGUCACAACUUAUUUACAAACCCAGUCUUCCUAACUUCCUUUCCCUCGUAAGUUGUUUGGGCCAUGCUCCGUAAGAGAGGUUCUGCUAUUCUCUGUGGUGCUUUUCUCUUUGUCGCCUGGAAUGCUGUCGUGGUCCUCUAUCUGUGGGGCCGACCCCUGUCUGGUCGAGAGGAGAUGGAUGGAGGACGAGGAGGGGCUGAUUUGGCUGGGGAUGUGAUCCACAUGGCAGAAGCCUUUGAGGCAGAGCUUGAAAUGCAGAGACAAAUCCUGCUUCAGAUACAGGGUCAUCGGUCACUAUGGGAACAACCCAAUGAGAAUGGCGCCAGCAGAGGUGGCCCCCCUCAGGUGGUCAUUCCCAUCUUGGUUAUAGCCUGCAACAGAGUUACUGUUAAACGCUGCCUGGACAAACUCAUAGAGUACCGCCCCUCAGCUGAACUCUACCCAAUUAUAGUCAGCCAGGACUGUGGGCAUGCGGAGACUGCACAGGUGAUUGGUUCUUAUGGCAGUCGGGUAACUCACCUGAAACAACCAGACCUGUCAGAUAUUGCCGUGAAACCAGAACACAAGAAGUUCCAGGGCUACUACAAAAUCUCCAGGCACUAUCGCUGGGCUCUCAACCAGGUGUUCAACUCUCUUUCACAUUCCUCUGUUGUUAUUGUGGAAGAUGAUUUGGAGGUGGCACCAGAUUUCUUUGAGUACUUCAGAUCCCUUCACCCAAUCCUGAAAUCUGACCCGUCUCUGUGGUGUGUGUCUGCCUGGAAUGACAAUGGUCGGGACGGCUACGUCGACCCUGGUAAAGCAGACCUCCUGUACAGGACAGACUUCUUCCCUGGGCUGGGCUGGAUGAUGAUCAAGAAACUCUGGAUAGAGCUGGAGCCCAAGUGGCCUGGUGCAUUCUGGGAUGACUGGAUGCGUCAGCCGGAUCAGCGCAGAGAUCGAGCCUGUAUUCGACCCGAAAUAUCCAGAACUUUAACCUUUGGACGGAAAGGUGUGAGCCUAGGCCAAUUUUAUGACAAAUACCUACGCUACAUUAAACUGAAUAGUGAAUUUGUGCCUUUCACCAAGCUGGAUCUGGCUUACUUGAAGGAGGAGAAAUACAAGGAGAUCUUUGAGAAGCAGGUUUACAGUGCACCUUUGGUCAAAUAUGAAGAGGUCCAACGGGGACAGUUAAAAGGAGCGGGUCCAUUUUGUCUACACUACUCAAGCAAAGAUGGUUUCAAAGUGUUGGCCAAAAACCUGGGUGUGAUGGAGGACUUAAAGUCAGGGGUCCCACGGACAGGGUAUCGGGGAGUGGUCAGUUUCCUGUCAAGGGGAAGAAGAAUCUUCCUGGCACCCCCUCCGGGAUGGAGCAAGUAUGACCCAACCUGGAGUUGAUGACAAACACAAAGGACUGUAGAGGAAAGGGCUCUGCACAUUACAGUUAGUACUAUGGCAACAUAAGUGAGUCCAAUGAAUGACAGAUGUGGACCUGGCUUUAAGCUAUAGUGAGAUUAUGAAAUGCCUAUCCUCUCUCUUCCAUUUCUGAUAUUUGAUUUUUCUCCCCAUACUCUCAGGAUUUUUCAUACUCAAAUAAAUAUAUUUUUGCAAUGUGGAGUUGGGAUAGUAGGGUAGGUACCGAUGUCAUUAUUUUCAGAGAUUUAUUUUUUAUAUACUCUUAAUCAUGCACAUGAAAUUCAUUGCAACAUCCACUGUGAUUAUUCUCAGUCUUGUAAGCAAUUUCUGGGAGACUUUUACUAAUCUAUGUCAGAUGAAAUAUAUAUUAUCUGUGGUGUGUUCAAUAAUGGUGGUGGUCAACUAGUGAUUGGUCCUAAAGUAUUGCUUCACAAUAUUUAGUUAAUCUUUUGGAGAACUGUUUUGACUAUUUUAACCUGGUUAUAAUAAUGCUUAAUGUUUUUCCCAAAGAGACGGCUACUGAAGUGUGUGUUUAUUUAAAUGCAAGAUACACAUCACAAAUGCUGUAUCUUAUGUACUUAAGGAAUUAAAUUCUACCAAUCGA